UACCAAGCUACCUUACCUACCUUGAGGUAGCCUGCUGGUGGUGCCACCACUUGCUCCUGCCCCAAAGUGACAGAAAACCCCUUGUUCCAUCCAAUGACACCUACCUGCUGCCCAAGGUAGUUAUCAACAGCAACUUUCCAAUGUGGACAUCUCGCCAAUAUGGCUGACGUUCUCCUUGAUCUACUCGAUGCUCGGCAGUCUACGAGCCUCAAUACCGAUGCCAAUGCUCUGUUCAACCCGACAACAAGGUCAACCAAGCUCGCAUACCUGUCCCACCUCGCUGAUCAGAGUCCGGAAGCACUAGCCUCGACUGAGCCUCAAUCCCUGGCCCAGACAUCACAUUCGCUUCUCCUCUCGCUCCAAGGGGUCUCGAAGCGCUCUCACAAAUCCAUCAUCGACUCGGCUUCAAACCACACUGGCCUGACCCGCGCAUUGCCCACUCUUGUUGCAGACACGGCAGACCUGCGCAAUGCCAUUCCCAAGCUCGAAUCAGAGGCCCUGCGCUUUUCCACCACCUACAGUAAAUCCAGGGACAAUGAGGACUUGGCCGAAAGGAAACGCGCCUUACUGCUACUGCGCAAUGUUGAACGUCUCGUCGACGUGCUGGAACUUCCUACCCUCCUCUCUUCCGCCAUCAAUACUGUUCCUGCUAAUUACGCGUCCGCCCUCGAUCUCAAUGCCCACAUUCGGAGACUUCAUGGCUUGUAUUCAUCUUCGCCGCUGGUCGACCUCGUUUCCCAACAAGCUGACGAGGCCAUCGUGAAGAUGACGGCCGAUCUCAUCGCUGCGCUCAAGUCCCCUGGACUCAAGCUGGCCGCAUCACUGCGAACGAUCAGCUGGCUCAGAAGAGUGCUUCCGGACAUGUCUUCAAUGAGCUCCGCGAGCCGCAGUUCUCAGGAACACACCCUCUCACUACUUUUCCUCUGUUGCCGUGUAGCCACCUUGGACGCUACCUUGGGGGCUUUACAACCCCUUCGUGAGCUAGCUGAUGACGAGAGGCAGAGGCAACAGAGCGCCAAUCAACAGUCCUGGUCAGGCGGGCAGCAGACAGAAAAGUAUCUCAAACGCUAUGUCGAGAUCUUCCGUGAGCAGAGCUUCAGCGUUGUCUCCAUGUUCAAGAGCAUAUUUCCUAGCACUGGAUAUCAGACCGGAACUACUUGCGACGAGGAGGAUCCUUUCAGACCCAUGCCGUCAACGCUAUCGACAUUCCCACUUCAUCUUGUGGAGAUGCUUCUCGAAACCCUGACAAUAUAUCUUCCGGUUGUGAAAGACCAAGCAGCAAGGGAUAGUAUCCUCACUCAAGUGUUGUACUGCUCAGGGAGUUUGGGCAGGCUCGGGGGUGAUUUUGGGAUGUUAUUGGCAACCUUGGGGGACGAACACGAAGUAACGAAACAGUCUGAAUGGGUUGACAUAGUCAAGAGGCACCGAUUACUUUCUGGACGCCUUGAAUCGGUUAUCGGCGACUUCAAGGCGACAGGGGCCAAAGAGGCAUAAGUCCCGAGUUGUUGCUAGUCGUGGUGACGUGCUCGGGGCACUUUCAAAGGAGGAUGACUACAAAGACGCAAGGCAGGGUUGAAGGCAAGGUGGAAGGCGAGUCCACAAAGCGGAAACUCAUCUCCAUCUCAUGAAAGGGAGUUUCGACAGCAUGUUAGCCAUCGUAAGCAGUUGGCAUUAUGUUUCUCGCUGCGCUCGAACAGCAUCAAAUCGGCAGACGAGAGCAAUAUGCUCUCAAAUAGCUCACAGAAGACAACCAGGGGUUCAAGUUCCUUCAAUGUUCCAUGUGUGAGCAGACGUCGAGAAUCGGGCCAGGAACGCCGGGCCUGCCGGAGGCUACCUGACUGGAAAGACCCGGUCGGACCCAUAGGAUUCAUAUGUAUAUAACCGUCAUUACAUCCCUGACUUUCUGCUAAGCGUUGCCCGAUACGGCUAGCGAGUCAGAAGCACCGACCUGCCUUGACGACCUUGCCUUACCUCAACUUAGCUACCUCAUGUGCUUAUGUAGAUAUCUAGCUACCCUGC
This is a messenger RNA of Colletotrichum scovillei, 2019 nucleotides long. RefSeq names its product Dor1-like family protein. Gene Ontology annotation, biological process: cytoplasm to vacuole targeting by the Cvt pathway; intra-Golgi vesicle-mediated transport. NCBI's taxonomy places the organism in Eukaryota, Fungi, Ascomycota, Sordariomycetes, Glomerellales, Glomerellaceae. The record is from RefSeq and is a predicted model, not a curated record. Bases 160 to 1494 code for a protein of 444 amino acids. Gene Ontology annotation, cellular component: COG complex. The transcript has a single exon.